Molecule: messenger RNA, 348 nt
Organism: Ustilaginoidea virens
Lineage: Eukaryota; Fungi; Ascomycota; Sordariomycetes; Hypocreales; Clavicipitaceae
Exons: 1
Coding region: 1-348 (115 amino acids)
Source: RefSeq, a predicted model, not a curated record
AUGGCGCCGCAGGUUACCAGUUGGGAGGAACUGCUUUGGGUGUCUGAAGAAGUCGACGAGGACACCGGGGACUUCCAAUACACCAUGUUCGCAACGGUGGAGGACGACGUGAUAUACUACGGCCAGUUGAACCAGCCCAAGGCGGACAUCUUGUUUCAGCAUACCCCCGACUGCCUUGCGCGAAUUCCCGACGAGGAAAUCUUUCCCCGCUGGCCCCAGCGCCUCACCCAAACAUCGUCGGGUACCAUGGCUGCCGUGUGCGACGGGAAGAUCACAGGGGGGGGUCUGGGGAGCAGCCAGGCAUACACGUUCCGGGAUUCCGCAAAUUCCUCAGCGUUGGGCGAGUGA